This is a messenger RNA of Closterium sp. Naga37s-1, 7011 nucleotides long. NCBI's taxonomy places the organism in Eukaryota, Viridiplantae, Streptophyta, Zygnematophyceae, Desmidiales, Closteriaceae. The record is from the annotation of a GenBank genome assembly.
AUGCUCGGGCAGGGCGACACAGCAGCCUUUGCAGCGUUGGAGCAACAACUCACGGACGUCAAGCUCCGCCGCCUAGAUCGCGCCCUCCACGAAUGCUCCUCCCUCGCCCCCUGCCCUAUGUGCUCCCACUCCCAUUCCCUGUCUCUCCCUUUUCACAGGGCGACACAGCCGCCUUUGCAGCGUUGGAACAACAACUCACAGACUUCAAGCUGCGUCUCGACCGCGCCCUCCAGGACUCAUCCGUUGGAACAACAACUGACAGACGUCAAACUCCGCCUCGACUGCGCCCUCCACGAAUGCUCCUCCCUCGCCGGCACCAGCAGCGGCAGAGCAGCGCUGGGAGGGGCUCUGGGGCUGGAUGCCUCUGGAUGGAAACAUCACCAUGAAUAUCCCAUCUCCCCUCCCGUCAUAUGCACCUCUCAUUUCCCUCUCCCCUCCCCUUCCUCACUCCCCUUAAUACUACCUCAACAGGGCGACACAGCAGCAUUCGCAGCGUUGGAGCAACAACUCACAGACGUCAAGCUGCGUCUCGACCGCGCCCUCCACGAAUGCUCCUCCCUCGCCGGCACCAGCAGCGGCAGAGCAGCGCUGGGAGGGGCUCUGGGGCUGGAUGCCGCUGGAAACAUCGCCAUGAACAUGGUCCCGAACAGCAGCAGCGGGGGGGAUUUGGCUGCGUUAGGGUUAGGGUUAGGGUCUGCUAGGCGGAUGGGCGCUGGUAGUUAUUUUCCCGAUGCUGCCGGGGCUGCUGGGGGGGGAGCAGGGCGCGUGGGGGGAAAGGGAGGCGGAAAAGGAGGAGGGGGGAUGGGAGGAGGGGAGGGUGAUGGGUUGAAUCUUCAGGUGGCUUUGGAGAGGGCGCCGUUUAUGAUCGCGCACCUGGACACGAGUUUGAGAUACACCUGGGUGUUCAACCACAACCUGCUGGUCAAUCAGGUGAAAACAACAGAGGAUAUGAUCGGCAAGAGGGACUAUGAUAUCCUGCCACGUGGCACUCUGGGAGUGGAGGAGGCGAUGGAGAUCAAGCAGCGGGCGCUGGCCACAGGCAAGGCGCAGCGGGGCGAGGUGGAUAUGAUUGGGAAAAGGGACUAUGACAUUCUGCCACGUGGCACUCUAGGAGUGGAGGAGGCGAUGGAGAUCAAGCAGCGGGCGCUGGCCACAGGCAAGGCGCAGCGGGGCGAGGUGGUGUGGCAGCUUCCUGGAAGGCCCCCCAUGGUGUGGGUGACAACUGCCCGGCCAAUCAGAGACGAGAAGGGGCGGACUGUGGGAGUGACUACAUCGAGUGUGGACAUAACAGAGGAGGCGCAGUACAAGGAGCGGCUGAUGGCUCUACGAGCGGAGAUGAUGGUGCGCAACACAACGGAGAAGGAGCUGCGGCGCGCAUACGAGCUCACAGAGGACGCCAUGCGCGCCAAGUCCAUGUUCCUUGCCAUCAUGUCCCACGAGAUCCGCACGCCCCUCAACGGGAUCCUCGGAUUGGCCGAAGUUCUGCUCGAAUCUGGAGCGUUGGAUGAGGAGCAGCGCGAGAUCGUCGAGACGAUGAUGUCAUCGGGCGUGAUCAUAUCAGAUAUUCUCGCGGAUAUUUUAGAUCUCGCGAGUAUGGAAGCCGGGGAGAUGAAGCUGGAGGAGCACCCCUUUGAGCCGGUCGCGGUGGUGAAUCAUAUCUUAAAAAUGGCCAUGGCUGCUACUAAGGAGAAGGGGAUUAAAGUCCUAGCGGAUAUUUCUCCGGACAUUCCGGCGCAGAUUUUAGGAGACGAGUUGCGCGUGCGGCAGGUGAUUAAAUACCUGGUUCUGAACGCGAUUAAGUUCACGCACACGGGGCAUAUCUUGCUGCGGGUGUCGGCACAUGAUAGGGAUCCCUCUGCUGCUAUUGUGAAGGCUACUGGCGCGUAUGCUGUGGGGGGAUGGAAUGUUCCCGGAGGGGGGGGAGGGGGAGCAGGAGGAGGAGCAGCAGGGGGUUCUGGUGCUGCUGCUACCUUAGGCCGGGGGAAAGGGCUGGCUGUGGAAAUGCACAGUCAUAAUAAGGGCGCGAGGGCAGGGGGAAGCGGGCGGUUACCGCUGCUGUCCGAUGUUACGGAGGAGCAUUUGAAGAAGCUGGCAAGUUUGGGGAGUUUGGAGCAGGCUGCGCCGCUAUUGGCCGAGCUUCCGACUGAGGAGUAUGAGGAGGAAGAGGAGGAAGAGGAUGGGGAUAGCGAGAGGACGAGAGGGGAGGAGGAGGGGGGGAUGCUGAGACCUGGAGGGGGAGGAGCAGGAGGAGGGUUCUGGGGCUCGAUUGUACCAGCAGGAGGAGCAGAGAAGGGGAAGGGGAAAGCGGCAGCAGUGGAGAGGCAGAUAGGCGGGGAUAUGGACGUGUGGUUGUGGUGCGAGGUGCACGACACAGGCGUAGGGAUCCCCAAAGACGCCUUCCCUCUCCUCUUUGAGAAGUUCACCCAAGUGGAAGGCGGGCCGACGCGAGCCUACGGCGGCACGGGGCUGGGACUAGCUAUCUGCAAGCAGCUGGUAGAGCUCAUGCACGGGAAGAUGGCAAUCAAGUCCAAGGUGGGAACCGGGUCGGUGUUUGCGUUCUCGGUGUGCUGCCAGCGGACCUCCCCCCGCUCCCGCCCGGCCUCGCCCACGGGCGCGAGCGCGAUUGCUGCGGCUGUGAACGCGCCGUUCGGGUUUCCCAAGAGUGUGUCUGUGUCGGGGCCUUCGCCUGGGUCUGUGGCCAGGGCGCUGUCGCCUGUGAGGGAGCAUAUGGGGCAGGUGGGGGGAGGAAUGGGGGGGGGCGAGGAUGAGUAUACGGAAGAGGAGGAGGAGGAGGAGGAGGAGGACGAGGAGGGGGAUUAUGAGAGUGAAUAUACGAAUGACUCGCCGAUUGCGAUCACGCCGAAGCACCUGCGGCAACCACGGGGAGCAGCAGCAGCAGCAGGAGCAGCAGCAGGAGCAGGAGCAGGAGCAGGAGCAGCGGGAGCGGGAGCAGGGGUGGUGGGAGGGGGGCUGGCGGGGCUGCUGGCCCGAGCCAAGGCGAUGAAAGGGGAGGUGGGGGGUACAGGGGAGGGGUUAUCUGGGGGAGGCGCAUCUGGUGCAGGCGCCAUAGGAGGAGCCGGGUCGGUGCCGUCUCUGUCCCCUGCUUCGGCCAAAGGCCCAGAGACAAAGAUUCUUGUGGCUGAAGACAACCCCGUCAACGUGAUGGUGCUGCUCUCCAUGCUCAAGCGCCUGGGGCUGCGCGCCACAGUGGCCAAGAACGGUGUGGAGGCGUUGGAAGCGGUGCGGAGGGAGCGGUUUGACCUGCUGCUGUCGGACCUCUGCAUGCCCCUCAUGGAUGGGUUGCAGGCCGCCUACCUGAUUCGGCAGUAUGAGCGCACGGGGGUGUAUCCAGAGGAGGAGGUGGAGCGAGCGAAGCACAGAGGAGCGCCGGCAGGGGAUGAGAAGUCCGGAAUCGCCUGGCAGCCCCCCUCCAACCUCCCCCUCUCCUCCCCCCGAGGGGCCCUGCCUCGCCUCCCCAUCAUAGCCGUUACCGCAAACGUUCUUAAGGAGGAUGAAGAGCGGUGCUAUGCGGUGGGGAUGGACGGGUUCCUGGGGAAACCGGUGCAGUUUCCGAAGCUGAAAGAGGCGAUUUCUGAGUUUAUAGAACUCCCCGGGUCACGAUUGCUGCAAGGAGCCGGGAGUGGUAUGAGUGGAGGAGUUGGGAGAGGGGGAAUUGGGCAAUCUAACCCCAAUUCAGGGGCAUCGGGAGGGUUAAUAUCCAUGGGGAGCGGGGUAGCAGCGCUGCUAGCAGGGAUCCCCCCACAGGCCGCCGGCGCCCCUGGGUUUCCCGCCCCGUCCAAGCUCUCGGGCGGCGUCCAGCGUCUCGUAGUGCCCGCCCGGCCGAGCAGCUACAGUGGCUCAGGGUCGGCGAGCGGCAGCAUGACUUACACAGGGGAUGAGGAGGAUUAUCAAGGAGAAGAGGGGGAAUUCGAUGAUGAGUACGAUGAUGAGUAUAAUGAUUACGAGUCGACUGUUUACUCGCCUAGAUCGGCAGCGGUUCGGCGCGGUGCCAGGACUCCUGGAGGGGCGAGCAUGGCUAGAACCCCCGGGGGAGCGAGUAUGGCUAGAACCCCGGGAACCACUAGAAGCUUCCGAACGUCGAUGUUUUACGAUGGGAGGGAGGAUAGGAGCGUGUAUGGGGGGACAGGGAGUGUGUAUGGGGGUGCGGAGAGCGUGUAUGGGGGCGCGGCUAGUAGCGUGGGUGGGUAUAGUCGCGCCACAGGGGGGAUGGGAGGAGGAAUGGGAGGAGGAAUGGGAGGGUUAAGAGGGACGGGAGGGGUGGGAGGGGCAGGAUUCGGAGCAGGAGGGCUAGCAGGUGGAGCAGGGUUAGCAGGAGGGGGAGCAGCUGGGGGAUUGUCAGGAGCAACUGCUGCUAAUAUAGCAGCACUGCGCUAUCUUACUGCCCGCGCUGCAGGUAAUACUGGGGUAGGUGGAACUGGGAAUUUGGCUCAAGGAGGGAGGCUUUUGGGAGGGAAUUUGGCUUAUAACGGAGGUGCUUAUAAUGCAGCGUUGGGUGGUGGGGCGGGUGUUGGGGGAGUGGGAGGGGGGUUGGGAGGGGCAGGAGGCCUGGGCGGAGGUUUGGCAGGAGGCUUGGGGGGAGGUAUGGGAGGAAGUUUGGCAGGUGGUUUGGGAGGAGUGGGAGGAAGAGGUGGGUUGGGUGGACUUGGGGGUUCAUCUUUCCAGCAGUUGCAGCAGCUACAGCAGCAGCUGCAGCAGCAGCACCAGCAGCAACAGCAGCAGCAGCAACAGUUGUUGAGUAGCUAUGGAGGCGCAACACUCCCCCCCACUGCUGCAGCAGCUGCUGCUGCUGCUGUGGCUGCGGGUAGGAGGAGGCCUAUCGCGAGUGCCACUGUAGCGGGGAAUGGUGGUGCGUUUCUGAGGCAAAACGUGGGAUCAGGUGGUAAUGCUGCUGCUGGUGGUGGUGCUGCUGCUGCUGCUGCUGCUGGCACUGGUGGUCGUGGUGGUGCUGCUGGUGCUGGUGGUUUGGAUGUUAACGGUGGUGGCUUUGGUGGUAUUGGUGGUGGAGGGGCGAAUGGUCUUGGGGCAGGUGGAAUCGGGGCAGGUGGGAUCGGGGCAGGUGGGAUCGGGGCAGGUGGGAUCGGGGCAGGUGGGAUCGGGGCAGGUGGGAUCGGGGCAGGUGGAUUAGGAGGAGGUGGGUUAGGAGGAGGUGGAUUUUCCAGUCAGGCAGCAGGUGGGAUGGCAGGAGGAGCACCAGGUGGGAUUUCAGGUGGGAUUUCAGGUGGGAAUCUGGUCCCUCCGCCUCCUGCAGGGGCCUCUCAGGCACAGCAGCUGCAGUACCUUAUUCAGCAGCAGCAGAUGCUAUUGGCCCAUACACACGCUCAGAUACAAGCAAGGCAGCAGCAGCAGCAGCAGCAGCUGCAGCAGCAACAGCAGUUGCAGCAGCAGCGGCAGCAGCUGCAGCAACAGCAGCAGCAAUUGCUGGCAGCAGGAGGGUUGGGGAGGAACUUAGGGGGAGGUAUGGCUGGUGGCACGGGGUUAAGUGCUGGUGGCGUGGGAGCGAUGGGGUUAAGUGGUGGUGGUGUGGGGAAUUUGGGGUUAAGUGCUGGAGGUUUGGGAGGUAUGGGGUUAAGUGGUGGUGGUGCUGGUAUGGGUGCUGGUGUAGGGGGGCUGGGAGGAGGUUUGAUGAAUCGAGGAGGGAUGGGAUUGGCAGGUAUGGGAACCGCAGGUUUGGGAGCAACAGGCUUGGGAGCAGCAGGCUUGGGAGCAGCAGGUUUGGGAGCAGCAGGCUUGGGAGCAGCAGGCUUGGGAGCAGCAGGAAUGGGAGCGAGAACUGGAGCACUGGGGGCAGGCGGGAUGGCCAAUGCUGUCUCUCUAGCAGCAUUGGGGCUAGGAGGAGGAACAACGGGAGGGCAAUUGCGGAGUGAAUUUCAAGGAAUGGGAGGGGUAGGGGACAGGGGAAGAGGAGAGAUGGGAGGAGGAGCAGGAGCAGGGGCAGGAGGAGGAGGACGAGGAGGAGGAGGGGUGCGGGGCACUGUAGCAGCCCGGGUCGCCCCUCAGCGCCGCCCGGAGUUCCUGGCCGGUGCGGUUACCAGCGAGAGCAGGUUCGGCGAGGAGAGCUACAGUGAGAGCGAGAGCACGAACGCCCGGAGCCGCGGCAGGUUCGGCGGAGGUCCGGGAAUGGGCCGCGAAGGCUCGGGGAUCGGGCAGAGCAUGAUCGGGGGGAGCUCGAGGGAAGGUGGGGGGUCUGUUACUUCGUCUAUGCUGAAAGGGAGUGUGGGGGCGGGACUGGGGGGGGUGAAUCUGAGAGAUGGGGGGUUUGUGAGUAGGUAUGGGCAGAGCCCAUAUCCUAGAGCUGGGGCGAGUGGGGGUGGGGGUAAAUGGAGCGAAAGUCAUACCUCCCGAACCACUUCUUCAGCUAAGGGCAGGGAUCUUGACAGGAGAGGUAUGGGAGGAGGUAUGGGAGGAGGGAUGGGAGGAGGGAUGGGAGGAGGGAUGGGAGGGAUGGGAGGAGGGAUGGGGGGGAUGGGAGGCGGCAUGGGAGGAGGGGAAGAAGGGGAUGGGAGGAGAGGGGGGUAUCAAGGAGGGUCCCCUCCUAGGAUGGCUGCAGGGCAAGCGGUUUCAGCAGCAGCAGCAGCCGCAGCAGCAGCGGCUGCAGCAGCAGCAGCAUCACAGAGAGCACUGGCAGCCACCUCUGCCGGAGCUGCAGCCAUGGCAGGCCGAGCCGAGAUGGUUCGGGAAGAGGAACGGGCCGAGCGGCGCCGAACCAAAGCCGCAGCUUCGGCAGCAGGGUUAGAAGGUAGAGAGAGAGGCGGGGGCGGUGGAGGGGGGUAUGGAGAUGGGAUGGGCAUGGGGAGAGAGGGUGGAGGUAUGAACGGUGCAGAUCAGGCGUUUGGGCCACCGAGGGAUCGAGAGUCGUUGAUUGCGUCUAAGAUGGAGCUUCAGGAGCGGGCUGUGCAGCGACGGUCCAGAUUGCAGGCCCCGCAACGGACGGCUGAGAUGGGCCAAGGUGGUGGUGGUGGUGGCGCUCGAAACAUGGGGUAUUGGAACUAA